Messenger RNA from Bombina bombina (fire-bellied toad), 2350 nucleotides. RefSeq names its product growth differentiation factor 10 (gene GDF10). Gene Ontology annotation, cellular component: extracellular region. NCBI's taxonomy places the organism in Eukaryota, Metazoa, Chordata, Amphibia, Anura, Bombinatoridae. Gene Ontology annotation, biological process: BMP signaling pathway; SMAD protein signal transduction; osteoblast differentiation. Gene Ontology annotation, molecular function: cytokine activity; growth factor activity. The transcript has 3 exons. The record is from RefSeq and is a predicted model, not a curated record. Bases 493 to 1839 code for a protein of 448 amino acids.
UAAAGAGGAUAGACACAUUAAUGCGAGACAGAAAUUUAGGAGGCAGACAGGGUAAGAGAAACAUACACAAACAAGACCAACACACAUAUAUAUAUAAGUAGACACAAAGAUCAUCAAAAAGAGGGAGUAAAUGAGAUCUUGUAACAGAGACAAAGAGACACACUGGGAGAGAAGAAUAAGAGAUCUUAAAGUAUAAGAAUAUAUUCACAUAUCCAGAAGGGGACAUAUAUAUAUAUAUAUAUAUAUACUGUAUAUAUAUAAACACAGAAAGACAAAUAUAAACAUAUAACAAAUAUAUACACAAACAGAUAAAGAGAGACACAAAGGCUGAGUUAGAGACACAAAGUCUGAGUUAUAGGAGACCCAAAAAGAGAUAUAUAAGGGAACAGAUCUGCAGCUUGGGAAAAAGCAAAGAAGGUUACAUAUAGAAAAGAGUGCUGUACAGAAAGAGACGGCAGAGAGUGUCUGACUUCUUCAGGUUUUUACCACUUUAUGAUGCAUCAGCACUGGACAUUAUGCCUCCUCAUCUGGUCUCUGUGCGACAGCAACAGCUCACCUUUAGGUGCCCCAGCAUCUCUGCUCCCCAAGGACAGCCGAUUGGGAUCUGAGGGUUCUGGGCCUCUCACACCUCUCUCAGACCCACUGUCUAUGCACAUGAUGAAACUUUAUGAGAAAUACAACCGUGAGGGUAACCAUCCUCGGGAUGGAAACACUGUGAGGAGCUUCAGAGCACAGCCAGAUCCUCUUACUUCUCGACCAAUGUAUCGAUUUAAUUUGACAUCGCUACAGCCAUCAGAAGUGGUCUUAGCUUCCACACUACAUUUUGCUCCUGAUAAAGGCUUGAGACCAACCAGAGAUGCGUACUGCAAACGCUCUAAGAAUUCUUCUUGUCGUCUUUUGCUCCUCCCACAAUCACAGCAGAUAAGCGUUAUCUUUAAGAGUAAUCCACGCAACACAGAUAUGGGGUCUUUGAAGUGGAACAUCACCAAUCCUCUUCCCUUUAAAAGGGUAGGUUGGCAUGUCAAAGAUAUCACCAGCAUCAUCAGAGAGGCCCAACGUGAGCAAGAUCUGGUAAUGUCAGUGGAGAUAGACUUUGGAGAUAAAUCUCCAGCCAUCUAUGAUAAUGUCCUUAGUGAGCUGCCAUAUAUCUUGGUAUUUGCCAAUGACAGAGCUAUUUCAGAACCUAAUAGUGUGGCACAGACCUUGCAGAGAUAUGACCCUUUACAACCCAAUGGAGCAGAGGCAAAACAAUCUCCCAAUGCAUCCUCAGAGAAAAGAGUAAAGAGGGAUAUGACCUUCCCAGGAUCCAGCCAUGAUAAUGAACUCCCAGAUGUCAAAUACAUUCGCUACAAUAAACAAGACCUGUGGGAGAGCACUUACACAUCUCUGAAGCACAAAUCGUCCCGCAAGGAGAGAAAGAAAAAAGGUCAGGAGAACGCAGAUACACUGCCCAAAUCCCCAGUUCUGCAUUUUGAUGAGAGGACCAUGAAGAAGGCACGGAGGAGGCAGUGGGACGAGCCCAGGGUGUGCUCCCGUAGAUAUCUGAAGGUGGACUUUGCUGACAUUGGGUGGAGUGAGUGGAUUAUUUCCCCUAAGGCAUUUGAUGCCUAUUACUGCUCUGGUGCCUGUGAAUUUCCAAUGCUUAAGGUUGUGCGCCCCUCAAACCAUGCCACCAUUCAGAGUAUCGUGAAGGCUGUAGGCAUCAUCCCGGGGGUUCCUGAACCAUGUUGCACGCCAGACAGGAUGAACUCGCUUAGCGUUCUUUUUUUAGAUGAGAGUAGAAAUGUGGUACUAAAAGUGUACCCCAACAUGUCAGUGGAAAGCUGCUCAUGCAGAUAAACAGAUACUUUUCCUACUCUAAGGGCGCAUGGACUGGUGAUGCCCUUCAUCCGUUUUUUUAUAGUCCUUGAUAACCCCUCCAGCACUGCAGGCAACUAUUGUGUGCCAAAUAUUUGUUGAGCACUGACUUGAACCAGACUUCACUCCAAAACUGGAAGCGCUUUCAAUGACAGACAUUAAAUAGAGCGUGUGCAGAACAGACCAAGGGUUGAUGACUGGUAAAAUGUAUAGCACACCUCCAUCAAAGGAGUAUGAACAGUUCUGCACAUACAGAAAACAUUCAUGAAAAAUUACGUUUUUUAUUUUAAGUGUAUUAUGUAAUGUUUAAACCGGGCCAGGUUAUCACCAUUUGAAGACAUUUUGAUAUAGCAGAUUUUUUAAUACUUUUUUUAAUAAAGCAACUAUUAAAUGUACUUAAAUAUUAUGCCAUAAUAUAUACAUGUAAUUUAGAAAGUUGAUGGUCUAUGUAAAGAUUAUAAAGGGAACACAGUUAUGUGUAUUGUUUUUGUGA